CGCGUAGUAAGGUUGUGCGAGAGAUUAUGCGCUUCUUUUACCGGGUCGCAAUUCAAGAUAUUUACUGGGUACUGAACACGACAUUUCAUGAUUUUCCUAAAUUUACAGGGUGUUGGAGUCCUUCAAAAAUCAUUUAUUGCUACGUGCUUGUUAAAAGAGAUUAAAGAUUGUUGGCGUGAAUGAAGUAAACUGCUUAAAAUCAUCACUCGAGGUCGCAACGUGAGUCAACUGACAGCUUGAGAUAUCCAACUUCAACUCGGAUGCCUGGAAUUCAAUCUCAGAUUCCACUCAAAAUUUUUAGUACAAAUCUUCUCGCCUUCUUAACUACGGGUGACCAAUGAAAGUGAUAAUCUAACCUGAUAAUAUAUUUUAUCCUCUGCGGAAUUUACGGGAAAAUAUCGAGAGAUGCAUUUCUAAUUUCUGAACCCAUCUUGUGUAUGCUUGAAUAUGAGCUCGCUGACUUUCUACUCGAGCAGAAGCUCAAGCGGCUGCCUUGCUCCCUCACGAACAUCGUUCAUGAGUCCCCCGAACUCAUGCCACGUGCCACGACCAACGCUCAGCAAUGCUCCGUUAUAUCACAACUUCUCAUCAAGACCGGAAGGCAGUAAGCGGAUCCUGCAUUUGGAGAGAGGGCGUCGUAAUUUUCUGAGAGAUUCCACAAGGAGGAAAAAAUCUUCCUCCUUUCCGCGAACUUCCCUGGCGCCUGUGAGUGAGGAAGGUGUUACUAACGCAGCCUUCUCUGGAGGACCGGAGAGGGUAAUUGUUAAAGCUAAAAUUGUCGAACCCUUUCGCGUCAAGAGGUUCAGCGAGUCGGGGGCCACUGAAGCGGAUUUGUUAACCUUGAGCGAAAGUGACGAAGGUGAUCUCAACAAUGAUGAAUUUCCAGUGGCUACGAAACCCACUGUUCUCCACAAGUCUUCGGAUGCCAACUAUACAUCGCGAGAACUCUCGCUCAACGAUCUCUGUAUAGAAGAUUAUCGUAACGGAAACGAUGAAUACGCUAAAUUCCUGCCAAGAAACGUGUGCAUACGAUCUAGAUCCUUACCAACAACUAACUCGAGGAACACAAACUCUACAAGUUUCGAUGAUCAGCCACUAAAAACAGAGCUCAGUUGCAAUAAUAAUUAUUUGUCGCCCACUGAAAUGACUCUUUCUAGAGGCGAUAAGAUCAGUCAUUGUCCUGAGAAAAGUGCGGUUGGCCGCACUCCACCAAAGCCUGGGAAUAUGUUCACGAAGCUCACCGGACUCAUUGAACCUGCGUAUAAAAAUACGCGCGAGUCUAAGACCGACGUUUUAAAGGGGAUGGAGGAAGCUAAAAAUGCUGCUAAGAAUGCUGCUUAUUAUAAUGCCUUGAAAAUGCUUCGAACGGGAACAAUGAAUACGAAUUAUAACCAGUCUGGUAGCAUCAAUUCUCGUUUUAAUUAUGAUAUUAAAUCAGCCCCAGCUAAAACAAUCGCUUCUGCUGGGAGCUUCAAAUCUGAAAGCAUGUUUAGUGAUCGAUACACACACGUAUUAACUCCUGAAGAAAUGAAUGCACGGCGUGAAUGGGCAGAAAUGCAAAAGCGCAAAGCAAAAAUGAGGGAAGAUUUUUUUAGAAUCCCCUACGAAGAAUGCAACCGUGAAGUUAUUAUGGGCAGACUCGGAGGAAGGUUCAGUAAAUCAGAGCCCAAAUUGAACACUCUUAAAUCCGAAGUGAGGAAGAACCAGAUUAUAGUAAAAGAGAAUUCCAAGCGAGACUCGGCACCAAUAUGGAAAACCACCGUACGAUCGUUGAGCCCCGAUUUUUCAAGAAGAUAUUCUGGUUCAUUGGAUCGCAGUCAGCAAUCACAGAAUGUUGUAGAUCGAUCUUAUUUUGAAUCAGAUAACGCUAAGUGCAGCUUCAAUCGGCGUGAAGUUGACAGCUCUGCCAGUGACGAAGAUCGUAAUAUCGUCACUGAUAGCGAUAGCACGAGUGCGAAAAUUGUGUCAAGAACCAAUGAAUUGUUUGGUUACAUAAGCAAUACUUCAGUCGAACGCCCUCUUGAAGAUUCAGGCCGCAAAAAUUUAAAUGAAAUUUUCAAAAAAGUAAUGCAUAAUAACUCUAACUCACCACGACCCGUUCCGUUGCCUAGAAGCUCGAUAAGUUCUUUGGUCUCUGGUGAAAAAGCGGUCGAAGAAGAAAACGACGCCUCACAGAGAAUUGGCUCUCAGAAAACUACCACUGACAUUCGAAGGGAGACUGCGGAGCUACAGAUGAGAUGCAAUCUAGAUAAAUCGCAUCAUACAAUUUCCUUGACAAGCCAACAACAUCGAGCUGGGCCUAAUGUUAUCGUCACUCGUUAUAAAGUGCCUUCAAUUCCCUAUAAGGAACAGUGGGAGUGGACUCGUAAAUACCACCUCAAUGGCCUUUCGCUAGAGGCACAAAAUUUUGAAACCUCCAAGCCUAAUCGAAAUUUUUACGUGUUCAAUGGGAGCAAUCAGCCUGCUAAACUGGAAUCUUCAUCUCAAACUUCUCAUAAUAACUCAUCGUCUGAAGAUUCCACAAUUUUGUGUGCAAGUAAUCAUGUUUUCGAGAGCUCGGCUCAAUCUCCGUCUCCAUCGUCGGGCUACGAUUCCAGCGCCCAUGCUGGAUCACCCUCCCCUAUGCCGUCACCAGAUUAUAAUUUCAUGCAAACCGGACCUUACGAAUCGGAAACCAGCCAGAACUUUUUUUCCUCACCUCCUCGGGUGUGCAGCGUCAAAGACAAGUCUCGGGACAAAACUUCAACUCCCUGUAUUGAAAAUUACACAAUCUCGCCAUCCGUUCGUCGAAAGGCCUCCCGCGGGGACUCUUUCAGUUCGGACUACAUGAUCAGUCCAACUCUCGAUAACGACGACUGGAGCGAAAUUACUGUCACCCCUGCCUGCAAAUCUGCCGAUCAAGAUUGUUCAAGUACGUCAUCAUCGUCAGGCUGCUACUCUGGUGCUUCAUCCCCCACACCCUUGGCCUCAGGCGCCUCAGUGCCUUCACACAGACGCGUGGCAACCCACAGGCAACUGCCCACUGCGCUCUAAACGCGACCCUGCACGGAGCAACGUGGUCGGGACGGCAGCUCCAGGUGAACUUCGAGCUAACAUCCACCCUACUCGUCUGGACCUCUCAGAAACCAGAAUUGUUUUAAAACUUCGCAUUUUUGUCCUCUUCAUUUAUAUAAUGUUCACUUUCUUUGUUAUCACUGUGUGUAUAGAUGUUUUGCUAAAUUCCCGUCAAAUUUUUGCCGUUCAUAGUGCGCAUCCUCUAACUUAUAGAGAUGGUGCCACUCCAGUAACUAGAAUUGGUAUCAUGGUUUCCUUGUUGCUUUUAUCAGUAGUUUAUUAGGUUUGGUCUACUUUCUUUCAUUAUAUAUCAAAGAUGUAUAAUCACCUUGCUCCUUGACAAUUUUUGGACAUGUUAACCUUAUUUACAACAUAUGUUGACUGCAUUGAAUAUUCGCCUGCGUAUAAAAAAUUAGGAAAUUCAUAAAAAAAGUUGCGUAUAAAAUUUCCUGUUCGAGAUUAUAUUUCUCAUGCAAUUCCAUUCAAUUAAUUAUAACAACCGCGGCGCAUCUGUUGUUUAAAUUUCAGUGUCGAUACGGAGGUGACAAAUGCGUAAAAAUGGCGAAUGAUUUUAUGAAAUAAAUUUUUAAACAGUUGAAAAUGCAUUUGAAUAUUAAUGCAGUAUUAUAGGGAGUGGAUGAUGACCAAGGAUUUAUAGUGCUAAUGUGGCUUUUAAUACAACUAUGUUAUUUACCAUAUUAAAUAUUGAAACUGCUUCAUAGCAAAGGCUCCAUUCUAAUAUAAACUUAUUCAUUAAAUUAUGAAGUUAAUUCAUAAGAAAUAAACUCGCGCUGUCUUCUUAAACGUAUCUGAAACGAACGUAACUUCGUUUGCAAUGACAUUGGAAACGAAUUUGAAAUUUCAGCUAGUUACAUUGCAAAUGUAUUUUAUUAGAUGUGAUGAUUUUAUAAUUAAUCUAGUAGUUACAGCCGUGCUUUAGCACCUACUUAUGUAUCGUUGUUAUAUUAUAGCAUGUGACUGCGCGCGUGGUGCAGAGUUCCAUAUUGUCGUUUGUUGCCCCGCUAAUAGCGUUCACUGACUUGUACACCAAGAGCAUAUUGGGACUGACUGUUACAUGUCACCAUCUCCGGACCAAUUAUUAUCUGCGUCUUUCGCAUACUUAGCGAAACCACGAUUUUUUAGCAAAUAUUUUUGCAGUGAAAUUAUCAGCUUGUUAACCACAAGCGGUCGGCAGCCGCCAUGUUUCGCACGUCAAAAGGUAGGAUAUAUCGGUCCUCGUAUAUGGUGCUCGUUGAUCUGAUCUGAAUUUUUAAAUGAAUUGUGUCAGAUAAUUAUUAGAUUAGCAAAAUUUUUAAUAUUUUCAAAUAUAGUUUAUUUGAAUCAGGUAUCUUCCGGUUGAAGAUGAUCAAAUGCUACGACUUCAUUAUAGUUUUGGAACUCAUUUUUUACGUUACCUAUUAUCUUUUCCACCACUCUGGCUUUUCAUGAAUUUGAAAAAUAUCGAUCUCAGACAUGUUCUACUUGAAAAUAAUAAUAAAUAAGUUUUCCUGGGGCCACAUUUAAACUUGAAAUGACUUAUUUUUGUGUGUUUGAUCUGCAGUGGGUCGUGCAUUAGAAUUUAAUUCAAUGUAAUGACGAAUAUGUACGCUUGAUGAUUCCUAUUACCGCUCUUUUAUACUGAGCCUGUAGUGGUAGUGAGGCACUCGCCUGUAGUACGUAAGCUACCUUUAAGGCCAUCGAUCGUUUUUCGCUAGAAUUAGUAUUAUGCAGCACAGAUUUUACAGAGAAUACGUACGGCGUCUCUAUUUAAUUGUUUUGAAAAAUGUUCAA
Molecule: messenger RNA, 4845 nt
Organism: Hyalella azteca
Lineage: Eukaryota; Metazoa; Arthropoda; Malacostraca; Amphipoda; Hyalellidae
Exons: 4
Coding region: 448-3033 (861 amino acids)
Source: RefSeq, a predicted model, not a curated record